Molecule: messenger RNA, 698 nt
Organism: Phycodurus eques (leafy seadragon)
Lineage: Eukaryota; Metazoa; Chordata; Actinopteri; Syngnathiformes; Syngnathidae
Gene: sap18
Product: Sin3A-associated protein
Exons: 4
Coding region: 105-566 (153 amino acids)
Biological process (GO): negative regulation of DNA-templated transcription
Cellular component (GO): nucleus
Molecular function (GO): transcription factor binding; transcription corepressor activity
Source: RefSeq, a predicted model, not a curated record
UGACCGGUUUUGUUCCGUGUUCAAGUUAGCGACGAAUCCAUCCAAACAAGACGUUGGAAAGUUCCGAUAAACUGCGUAGAUCCGCUGUUGAAACAAAUCGAAAAAUGGCGCUUGAGUCGCGUAUUACACAGGAAGAAAUCAAGAAGGAAACAGAGAAGCCCAUCGACAGAGAGAAGACCUGUCCCCUUCUUCUGCGAGUUUUCACCACCAACAAUGGCCGACACCACCGACAAGAUGAAUUUGCCCGUGGCAAUGUUCCCUCCAGUGAACUGCAGAUAUACACAUGGAUGGACGCUACUCUGCGGGAGCUGACCAGCCUCGUGAAGGAGGUGUAUCCAGAGGCCAGGAAAAAAGGAACCCAUUUCAGUUUUGCCAUCGUCUUCCCUGACCUUCGAGGGAAAGUGUAUCGUUUCAAAGACAUUGGCAAUACAGUGUCUGGCAAGAAGUGUGCCGACGACUCCAUGACACUGCAGUCUCAGCGCUUUCAGAUUGGAGACUAUCUGGACAUAGCCAUCACGCCUCCCAACAGAGCCCAACCGCUUGGUCCACGCAUGAGGCCCUUUUGAGCAAAUACAGAAACCCACCACCAUUGUUAACCUGAUGUUGCAUUGUUAUUGUUGUUUUAGGUAUCAUCUUAAGACUUUUUGGCUCCCAUCUUGUACAAUAUGAUGUUCAAUAAAUGUUAGUUUUUUUUUUUA